This is a messenger RNA of Xiphophorus maculatus (southern platyfish), 707 nucleotides long. Its product is annotated as polyubiquitin-like. Gene Ontology annotation, biological process: protein ubiquitination; modification-dependent protein catabolic process. Gene Ontology annotation, molecular function: ubiquitin protein ligase binding; protein tag activity. The record is from RefSeq and is a predicted model, not a curated record. Gene Ontology annotation, cellular component: nucleus; cytoplasm. Bases 125 to 592 code for a protein of 155 amino acids. NCBI's taxonomy places the organism in Eukaryota, Metazoa, Chordata, Actinopteri, Cyprinodontiformes, Poeciliidae. The transcript has 2 exons.
AAACACAGCUGGCCAACAUUAGUGCACAAGCGCUGAGGAUUAGCGAUUAUUGGAUAUCUGAAGCCAGAAGGACAUAUUUUUUUAAUUAUUAUUAUUAGAAAUCCAUCGCAAGGUCAGUUUAAUCAUGGAGAUAGUCAUCAGAAUGCUGGGUGGGACGUCCCGCACGCUCAAAGUAAACCCACACGACACAGUGGGCUCUCUGAAGAUGCUCAUCCAGCAGGAGCUGGGGGUUCCCGCUGCCAGGCAGAAGCUGGUCUUCACGAACGGGUCGAGCACACCUCUGAACGACGACUCCAUGACCCUGAGCUCCUACAACAUUGAGCCGGGCUCCCAGGUGUCUCUGCUGGUCACCCAGCCGUCCACCUUCCAGGUGUUCCUGAAAAACGAGACGGGGACGACCAGCACCUACGAUAUCACACCCGACGAGACGGUGGAGGGAUUCAGGGGGAGAGUGGAGAAGAGACAGGGGGUUCCUGCGAACCAGCAGAGGCUGAUCCAUGAGGGCCGGGAGAUGCAGACCGGAAAACUGUCCAACUACAACGUGAAGGAACACAGCACCAUCUUCUUGACUCUGCGUCUGAGAGGAGGCUGAGGACGUUCUCAUGGUGAACAAGAAGAAGACAUUCCAGUUUUUUUGUAUUUAAACAAGUGUAAUUAUAAUGUAUUAUGUAGCAGUAACAAUAAUAAUAAAAGUCAGUCAUGACAAA